CCCUGUCCUUGCAUUUGCACGCACUGGAGCAAAUAGCACUGAAGUGAAAAAAAUCGCACUCACCCACUGCUCCCUACAUCUGCUCCAACGCCGGCGACCGGACCGCGGCUCCAUGACCGGAGACCAACCCCGGCGGUGCUACUUCUCCCCCACCCUGUCCUCCAUCCCUGCAACACCCUGAUCCCUCCUCCGGGCUCCAGCUCUCCCCCAUCUCGCAUCCCGUUUGACCGACGCCUCCACAUCAACGACGACCUCCGGCCGGUGACCCGUGACUGGGAGGUGCUCGAGCUCUUCAGAGGCGGAAGCGGAGGCGUCAGAUCACCCAGCUUGCCCCCGCUCGCAUGUCCCUCAAGUCAGCCGUCGCCGCGCACCUACAGCUCGCGCUCGCCGUCCUCCUCCGCUGAUAUCUCCUCAUGUACAUGGAUAGUUGUCGAGCUCAGUCGCCACUUCCAGGACCAGGCCCUCUCAUCACGCCUGAAGGCAUGCCAUGCAACUCCAAGUUAAGGCAGAGAUGUUGAUUUUGUGCGAGGACAUGACCAGUGACCAUCGGCCUAAAAUAUUGAAGAAGAUCGAGGAGAUUCCGAAUAUGAAGGAAAGGUGGUUCAAUUGGACAACACUGAGAGGAAUUAGCUUCAUCUAUCAUUCAUUCAACAAGAUAACUUGUUACCUACAAAUUGUCAGUAUGAUUAAAUGCCUCCUUGGAGGAGCAGCUGCCGACGGCAGGUGCUGGGCGGCGUCCUCGAUGGUGUCGGCGGUGACGUCUCGUUGGGGAUCAUCCGCGAUGGUGUCCUUCGUGAAGGACUUGCUAGCGACGGUUGGCGGCAGCUACGGUCUAGCUAUUGACCAUGGUGAGUUGAUGGACAUGGAGCAGUUCGAGUUGGCAUGUGUAGUUGGCGAAGGCCGGCCGUCGGCGAGGGCUGGAAUGCGACAGUCCGUGGUGCCGAAGGUCGGCGAGGGCGGUGGGAGGCGACGGUCGUGCGGAUGAAGAUCGGCGAGGGGACGAAGGUCGGCCGGGGAGCUGCGAGGCGACGGUCGUGCGGGAUGAAGGUGGGCACGUUUUGGUAACGGUCUUUAUUUGGAGAUGCGUUAGUUGAGAUUCGUCCGGACUGUUGAAUUUACGUAACGAUUGGAGAUGGUUGUCCGGUUGUCCGUCCGGGCUGAUCUACACCAUGCGAUCUGUUUUGGUUGGUUCAGAUUUAAUGGAUCUGCCCCCUUCUGGGACCUUUUAGAUUCUUGAGAUUGGUGUGGUUGCCUGGUCUGCUUGUGCGGCCGGCCGGUCGUCUGGAAUCCUUGAGGUAUUUCUUCGGUUUGCUUCUCCCUGCUU
Molecule: messenger RNA, 1324 nt
Organism: Lolium perenne
Lineage: Eukaryota; Viridiplantae; Streptophyta; Magnoliopsida; Poales; Poaceae
Source: RefSeq, a predicted model, not a curated record